ACAUUUCAACAAACUUGUCUUCAAUGAGCACAAUAUUCCAACAUUCAUACAGUUAAUCUAUAAUUAAAAAUUAAGAGACAAAUUGCAAAUGCUCGUCCGAAGUCAUCUGAAUUUCACAGAGAAAAAUCGAAGCCCGCCCCGCCAAGCCAGCCCCAGCCAGUCUGGUUGAACAAGAUCGCCAUUUUCAUUUUCAUUUUCUGAGAAUCCAUUUUCUUUCCAUCCAAACAAACAGCCCCAACAAACCCAAUUCCAUUUUCUCGGUUUCUGGGUCUUCAGAGCCAAUUUCAGUGGAGAUUUUCGAGUCCCCCCAAUUUGUUUUCCGAUCGUAGAGCGAUGAAUUUACGAUCAAGGCGAGUGGGUGCGGCAUAGAAAAGUUGCGGAGGAAAAUGGAAGAGCUGCCGGGGGCAUUGGGCACAAGCGCAAGCUUGGCCCUCCGUCUAGGUCAGACGGUCUUCGCCACAGCUUCCCUCUUCUUCAUGUGUCUGGAAAUCGAGUUCUAUAGCUACACGGCUUUCUGCUAUCUGGUGACAGUCAUGGGUUUGAUGGUUCCAUGGAGUCUGACAUUGGCAGUAGUAGAUGGAUAUUCUGUUUUUGUUAGGCAUUUACCUCCUCAAACAAGAGUAACGUCGAUCAUCGUCACCGGAGAUUGGGUUCUAUCUUUUCUCUCCUUGGGCGCUGCAUGCUCGACAGCCAGUGUCGCGGAUAUCUUGCUCCGAGCCGGGAUUUCGUAUUGUUCAGCAAAGCUUUGCAGUAGAUAUCGGCUUUCUGCAGCGAUGGCGUUCCUUUCUUGGUUUCUUUCACUGGUUUCCUCCCUCUUCAAUCUAUGGCUUCUUCCUUCUUUGUAACGUUUAUCUUGUUAAUGUCAUUUUUGGAGAACUGUAUAUGCAAAUUACUGUGAAAUAUCAAUCUUUGUUUAUAGCACCUCAUUUUGUUUAAGGAUAUUGUUGCAUAAAUUUGUCCAAUUCUUGAGGAUUGGAUAGGAUAAUUGUAAAGAAAAAAAUUGCUUCAAUAAUCAAAAGUGUUUUUGCUUGUAU
This is a messenger RNA of Momordica charantia (bitter melon), 1034 nucleotides long. Its product is annotated as CASP-like protein ARALYDRAFT_485429. NCBI's taxonomy places the organism in Eukaryota, Viridiplantae, Streptophyta, Magnoliopsida, Cucurbitales, Cucurbitaceae. The record is from RefSeq and is a predicted model, not a curated record. Gene Ontology annotation, cellular component: membrane.